CAUUUGAGCGCUAGUAGUCUGUUUUGUUUACAUUUUUUCCCGCUUAAAUGCUUGUGCACAUUUUAGGUUAGCUUAUUCCUGUUGAUCGUUUAAUUUAUAUUUAGUGUUUUUGUCGUACUUACGUUCUGUCAAUAUGUACUACACUAAAAACUGUUGUGUGCCGGGUUGUCAAAACAGGACAGAAACCCGUCACAGAUUUCCUCGUGUUUGUGACGUGGAAAGAUUUCAGCACUGGAAACGUGUAAUUGCCUCGCCGAAAUUAGCUCUCAUUAGUAAUGAGCAUAUUUACAAAGUCUAUAGGAUAUGCAACAGUCACUUCAGUGCAGAUUGCUUCAGCCCAGGGACGAAGAGGCUUAACGCCAAUUGUGUACCAACCCUCCUAUUGCCAGGUUCAAGGCAGAGUGUAGAAGCAUCUUCUUCUGGUGACGGUGUAAGUUCAACACACAAUUUCGAUGCUAUAGUGAACCCAGUUUCUACAUCGAGUGGUGAAAAAGCUGAGGAAUGUUCUUAUGUCCCUGAUAAUUUACGAGAAAAAUUGGAAGUAAGUCUGCAGAAGAUGAUAGACUCAUUCAAAUGUGAUUACGAGCUAAAAAUCUCUUCGCUGGAGAAGUCAGUAUUGGAGCUGCAGGAGGAAGAUAACAGCGACAAAUUAAUUGAAGCUGAUCUCAAGGUAGAAAACUUGACACAAGAGGUAAACGCUCUACAAGCUACAUGUGAAAGGCUGGAAAAUGAAAAACUGGAGCUUCAGAAGCAAGCGGAAGAUGCCGUUGGCAAAUAUGAAUCCUUGGCGAACAUGGUCAGGAAUUAUGACUUGCAGAUCAGUCAUUGGAAGGAGAAAUGUGCAGCUGUAAAUGCGGAUUUCGAGAAAUUGAAUUGCGAAUACUACAGUGUCGUGGAAAAGUACAUGUCAGUAAAAGGAUUGGAAGUUGACUACAACAGGAGGUUGACAGAGGCACAGUCUGAGUGGGAAAAGCUGUCCAAAGAAAACAGGCGCCUGCAGGCCGAAAUCGACAACAUCACGACUGAGCUGACCAUCGCGAAGGAAGAGGGCAGGAACGACGUGGAAGCUCUUAAGGGUCAACUGGCUGUUAAAGCUAGUGAGCUAAAAACCCGCCAGCAGUGUAUUGAUGAACUCAAAGAGAAGAUAGAGAAGGAUGAUAAAACAAUUGAGAAACUCUCCUUGCAGUUGAAAGAUGAGAGGGAAGAUAGAAUAAGGCAAGUGGAAGGAUUGGAAAAGGAGAUCCAAGAACAAGCAAAAAUGUCUCACAUAUACAGACAGCGGAUCCUGGACGACGAGUCGAAGCUGGGCGACGUGGCCGAGGGCCACAGGGAGCUGCUGGAGUUGAUCGCCCACGGCGAGAGGAAGUGCAAGAGCCUGGAGUCGGAGCUGUGGAAGGCCGGCCACAACUGCCGCAGGCACGAGGAGAACUCCCAGCAGCUGGAGAAGGAGGUGGACCGGUUGAACGCCGAGCUGGCGAAAUGCAGGAACGAAAAUGUGACCAGAUCAAUAGAUGAGCUUUAUCCCAUGAUAGGAGCAAGUCGACAACUUUUGAAAAAUGACAUUUCCUUCACAGAACUGUUGCGACAGUACUCAAAAGCGUCAGAUGAGAUUUUCUCUUUGAAGAAAGAGAAUCUUGAUUUGAAACACUCCAUCGACAAGCUCGCUAAGGAACUGGAAGCAGUGUUUCCAUAUUUAAAAGUGCAGAAGGAAGACUACACCAAAGCUCUGCAGACUAUUGACGAUCAAGUGAGGCAAAUGGACGAGAUAAAAGUUGCUUUGACAUCUGCAGAGAAUGAGAAGCAGCAGUCAGAGAAUGACAGGCGGAUGUGCGAGUCAGUAGUUAUGGAUUUGUCGAAACAGGUUCAGUACUUGACUGCACAGCUCGAGUCUGCCAGAAGGGGUAUGUUUGCAAACAAGUAUCCCCAAAACCACGAUGACAGUUCUCAGGUAGACAAUAUUUUUGGCAGUAUAGAAGAACUGCAGAUGAAAAAUGUUAAGUUAUUGAAAAAAAUAAAAAUCAUGUCUGAGAAAGAAAUGGUACUUCAGGAAGAAAUUGCAAACAUUCAACAAACGAACGCGGAAGUUCUACUGAAAGAACAACAGAGAUGCAGGCAGACAGAACUCGCGGUUGAUGAACACAAGGAAAUAAGCAGCAGUCUCAGGCAGCAGUUGAAAGUCUACCAGAAUAUGUACAAAAACAAACUGGAUGACGGAUUUGGUGAAAUUCCGUUUGCCGUACCUGAAAGUACGACUGCGGUGCAGACGGAUAUGACGUUAUAUGAUUUUGAAAAUCUGCUGAGGGACAAGGCCGGGGCGGAGCGGCUGGCGAGGGACCUCGGGGCGAAGGCGGACGCCCUCGGCACGGAGCUGCAGGAGAGCGAGCGCCGGCUGGACGAGGCCCGGGCCGAGCUGCGCCGGGCCCGGGGCGUUGGCGGCGCGCUGAGGGCAGAGCUGGACCACGCCCGCCAGGCCUUCGCCGGCCUCGGCGACGCCCGGGACGCCCUCAGGAGGCAGGUGGCCCUGCUCGAGGGCCAGUGCCGGGAGCUCUGCGCCAAGCUGGCCGGCCGCGACGCGGAGCUGCAGUCCCUCAGGGCGGCGGUGAAGGCGGAGCGCGACGCCGGCCUGAGGCAGGCGGACUCCCUGCGCCAGUGCCGGCGCGAGCAGGCGGCGCUGGCGGAGCGGGAGCGGAGGCUGCGCGACGAGCUGGACCAGGUCCGGCGCUGCGAGGCGGUGCUGGCCGCCAUCACGGCCGGCGUCGAGGCCUUGAAGGCCGGGGCGGAGCGGAGGGCCACCCGGGCCCAGGAGGAGCUGGGGGCCGACAUGGGCUCCGCCAUGGAGGAGUGCUCCGUGCUCCGGCGGCUGCUGCAGGAUAAAUAUAAAGAAAUGGACAAGUUGGAGUUGGAGAAAGAAAAUGCAGUGAAGUUGCAGCUUGAUCAAGAAGAAAAGUUUAAUGACGAACUUAAAGCUGCUAGGGAAGAGAUUGAGGUUCUGGGUAAAGAAAUCAGCAACUUAAAAAAUUCUAUAAAGGAGUGUGCAUUGAAGAGGAGCGAGCUGAUGGACGAGAAGGAAAAGUUGCAGGAGGAAAUAGCUGCGAGGAACAGCGAAGUGAAGGAGCACAUUGCGCGCUGUGAGGAGUACCAGUCGCAGCUACGCAGCUUGGCAGCGGAGUUGGAGCAGUCCAGAGUCGAGGCAGCUGCGAGAAAUGAGGGAAGAGAAGAACGACUGAAGGAAAUUAGCGAACUGAGAGAGAAGCUAUCAAACUUGGAGAAGGAAGAGGCUGCGAAAUCCGUGUCGAAUGCGAUGGAAGAGAAGGAGAAUAAACUGAAGUCGCAGCAGGAAAAGUUUGAAUCGAUACUGGAACUGGGGAAGCAGAUGAAUGUGGACAAGGAACUGUCGAUGCAUUCAGAGGCCAUGGUAGAGUUAAUGAGAGACGUAACCUUAAAAUCUGAUGAAAUAGUUAAACUGAAAGCUGAAAUUGAAAAGUUGUAUGCCGACCUUGGAGAUGUUAAAAAUGACUUCAAGCAAAAAGAAACAAAUUUGGAAAAUGAGUGUGCACAGUUGCAGAAACACAUUUCUAUUUUGGAGGGUAAAAAUUCUCUUUUGUGUGAACAGUUGAAAGUAUUUGAUGCUCAACAGUUUGAGUCCAAAGAAACUCAGUCGUCAGAACCUGGUGUUGUGGUGAUCGAUGAAGUAGCAACACCUUUCGCAUUCAAGAGUGAGUCGGUUCAGCCGUUGGUUCCGGGCGACGGAUGUCCGGAGCAGCAUGAGGCAGACAUACAAGAAGUUGAAACCAUUGAAGUGCUGAGUUGUGAGGACAACCCCAUAGCUGAACCGUCUAAUUCGGAGCAGCUGGAAUCAGCGUACACUGAAGACGGUGGUGCUGAAUGUGCAUUGGUAGACGACCAGCCGUACGUUACUGGCAAGAGUGAAUUGGCUCAGAGUGUGGCUGUGGGAGCUACCCAGAGUGAAACUAGUGCUCUGCGCCAAGAAGCAGCAGGUGUGAAAUCAGUUCAUAACAUUGGGGAGCCUCGUGAUAAGGAUGCACAUAAACAGAGCGAAAAAGAAGUACGGACCUCAAUUGGCAGCCGAAGAAGCUCACGCCGAACGUGUUCCAAUUACAGGAAGAAAGACGCAGUUCGCGAGGUCUUUGAACCUGGCCUUCGACUUACCUUCAAGAAGACCGCCGUGACAGUAGACUCGGCGGGAGAGACCUUCCAAGUGAACAUGCCGGGAGGGUUCGAGGUGUUGGGUGAGAACCCGGCGGGCAGCAAAUCCGCUCAGGAACCAGCGGUAGACGAUGAUGGCAUCGUUCCUCUCACGGAUCAGCACAGGGUGGAAAUGGAGUUUCAUGGUGAACAAGAGCUAGAAGAUAGUUUUGAUGCGGAGCAAGGGGAGUUUGACAACAGUUCACAGUCGGAAGAAGGUCGCGAUUUCGCUGUCCUGCAGCCCUUGCCCCCGACGUUUGAAUACAUCGCUGCACUUUCUGCCCCUGAAGAAAUAGACCUGACCCCGGGGAGGCCCGCGCGGGAGAGGUCCCCCCCAUCGUCACGGCCGGCCAGGGGCUCGGGCACGGCGCGACGCUCGCGCGGGACGUUCAAGUCGCACAGGAAGCGAUCGUCGUCCGGCGAGGAGUCGCCCGCCCCGUUCACCAAAGUGUCCCGUAGGAAAUAGUGUUUGGACGGCGUCGGGGCGUCCCGGCAGGGUGCGCGGAGGGGGAAGCCCGAGCGGAAGAGACGGGCGGACUCGCCCCAGCCGGCGGGAGGUCCCGAGACGGAGCUCCGGCCGUGGGCAGCGCCCAGAUACGGCAGGACGCGAUCAUCGGUCGUCCAGCCUCGCCACCCUCCCUCCGCCAAGUCCCGCCGCAAGUAGCGUGUGCUCCUUCCGUUCGUCGGCGCGGGAAGACACGGACCAUUUCGGAAAGAAAUAAAAGAAAAAUUUCCCGUGUGUGUGUUUUUAGUGACUUGUAAGUGUUAGACCUGAAAACCUGAAGGUGUUUUAAGAAAUAAAGUUUUCUAUAGUGAGUUUAUUUUAAUCAAAAGUAGUGCAGCAGAUCUCAACGGUUAAUUUGAAUUCAAACAUGGACAAUGAAUAUUUUGUUCAGCAUUUUAUGGUGUUCUGCGUGUCCAGUCAUAAUUUAUUGUUAUAGCUGAGGUUUAGAGUUUAAUGUAAAGUACAGCUAACAGAACUUUCAUGAAUGUUUAAUGUGCUGCAACAUUAUUAUUAUAUUAUCAUCAUCUAAUAAAUUAAAAACAGUUGGCAAAUAUUUUUUUUAUUUUUUAAGAUUAUACUUUUUUUAUGGUCAUAGUUUACAUUAAACAUAAAGCUCAGAGAUAUAUAUGUAUAUAUAGUUUUUCCAUUUGGAGUUAACUGAAAUGUGCAUUGAGUACUUGUGUGAAUGUACAUUUUAAAUAUAGUGUCUUUGGCAACAGUGAUAAUAUCUCCUUGGAAAAAAAAAGGAAUGAAAAUAACUUUUAAUUUUGAUUUUAAAUGGAGGUUGUUGGGUUAAUAAUGUCUUGGACUAUAUUUAUGGUAACAGUAUCAGAAGCUUCAGAGGAUGUAUAUUUUGAUACAUGUUAAUUAUCAAGAUAUUAUUGAUGAACCUGUCAUUUUUUUUAUCUUUUUUAUACUUUACUGCCUAGUACACUGUUUUAUUAGAGCAAAAAUGUAUUUUUCCUUAAUUUACACACAGCAAUUUGCAAAUAUGUGGGAAUACUUUUUUUUGUACUUGGAAAAUUUUUCUUUUUCAGCACUGAAGGCAGAAGUUUUGUUUUGUUGCACAAAUCUAACAGUUAUUCACUGUAUGCCUGUUGUAUUGUGGAGUAUAACUGUAUAAAUGAUCGUAUGUUUUCAUAAAGUAUACGUGGCAGCUUUAUAUAUAUACUAUUUUUGUGUUAUUAUUAAUUACUAUUCAGCUUAAAAUAUUAUUUCAUACAAAAUUAGAUUGAUUUAUAUAUCUUAAAAAUUUAAUUUUAUGCUCAAACUUGCGUGUUAUGUUUGGAACUCUUUUAAUACAUUAUUUAUGUAUUUAUUUAGUUGAAAUUUUGGCAUCAUGGAUUUUUUAUAAAAUAUUUUCUACACUUUAAUUUUAAAAUUUUUGUGUUAGCCUAGGUGUAAAGCUGUCUGUAAUCCAGGUUGUGUUCUGUUUAUUCGAGAAUUAGCUUCUACGAAUUUGGUUUUAAUGUCUUGCAUUAUGUAGUUUGCUGUUUUAGUUAAUAAUUGAUUUUUCAAAUUUGUAAAUGAACCUGAAAUGAAAACAUUCCACUGUUCAUUGUUGAAUAAUUUCUGCUGUCAACAAAAUAAUAGGUAAAUUUAGUGGUUCAAUUAAAAAAAAUUAGGAAGUGUGCAUUAUAUUAUUUUGGAUUAAAUUCCAUGUAAAAAUUUAAUAACUCUUUUAAGUACAUACUGUGUGAGUUGUGGAAACGUUUUAAUUCAUGUAAUUUGGUUAAAAAAAAUUUUGAAAGGCAAGUUUCUGAUGUAUGUGAUGUUGAAAGUAAUCUACAUACUGUAUGUGUAGUUGAAAUUAGAUGUAUUGUUUGUCUUUACAAGCCAUACUACUUGUUUGUCUGUCUGUUUAUUUGAAGAUGUGUAGUAUUUGUACAGUUAAAGGGUUGUAUUCAUGGGACUAGCUAAACUAUCCUUGUGUUCAUCUUGAAAUUUGAAACCAUAAAUUAUAUUUAAAAGAAAAGAAAAACUGUUUACCACUGUAAGUAUUUUAUGUAAGUUACAGAAAAAUUGUGUGUAGUGAUGUAUUUUGUAAAAGCUUCAAUAUAUAAAGUAUUUUAGAAUUUACCUGAAUUAAAUAAUUGUACAUCUUA
This is a messenger RNA of Bacillus rossius redtenbacheri, 6816 nucleotides long. RefSeq names its product nucleoprotein TPR-like. Gene Ontology annotation, cellular component: nuclear pore. The transcript has 28 exons. Bases 134 to 4672 code for a protein of 1512 amino acids. Lineage: Eukaryota; Metazoa; Arthropoda; Insecta; Phasmatodea; Bacillidae. The record is from RefSeq and is a predicted model, not a curated record. Gene Ontology annotation, biological process: mRNA export from nucleus. Gene Ontology annotation, molecular function: structural constituent of nuclear pore.